Camelina sativa (false flax) is the source of this 1050-nucleotide messenger RNA. NCBI's taxonomy places the organism in Eukaryota, Viridiplantae, Streptophyta, Magnoliopsida, Brassicales, Brassicaceae. The record is from RefSeq and is a predicted model, not a curated record.
AAAAAACUGAAAGAUUAAUUUGAAGCGUUGAGAUUUGCGAUAAGAAAUCUAUAGUUUUCACGAUAAUAGAACAAGGAUGCGGAAGUGGAUUUGUUGUGCACCUAAACAAAAAGUCUCGGAUUCGUCAAAUGAUGGGUUACAUCUGAAAAGUCCAAAUCAUGCUGCUGCGAAGCCUGAGGAGGCACAAAGGGAGCCUCUUCCCAUUCAAGUUCCUCGCUUGUCAAUAGAUGAGGUUAAAGAAAAAACUGAUAAUUUUGGAUCAAAGUCAUUGAUUGGUGAGGGAUCAUAUGGAAGGGUAUAUUAUGCAACUCUAAAUGAUGGCAAUUCAGUUGCUUUAAAGAAACUCGAUGUUGAUCCGGAAGCUGAAACAAACGCCAAGUUCUUGAGUCAGGUUUCCAUGGUUUCAAGACUGAAGCAUAAGAAUUUCAUUCAACUGGUUGGUUAUUGUGUUGGUGAAAACCUUCGUGUCCUUGCUUAUGAGUUUGCACCUUUGGGAUCACUGCACGACAUUUUGCAUGGUAUAAAGAGUGAUGUGUAUAGCUUUGGGGUUGUCCUUCUAGAGCUUUUGACAGGGAGGAAGCCUUUAGAUCGUACAAUGCCACGAGGCCAACAAAGUCUUGUAACUUGGGCAACACCGAGACUCAGUCAAGAUAACGUGAUGCAGUGUGUUGAUCCAAAGCUAAAAGGAGAAUAUCCUCCUAAAUCAGUUGCUAAGCUAGCAACAGUGGCAGCAUUGUGUGUGCAAUACGAAUCUGAGUGUAGACCAACGAUGAGUACAAUUGUAAAAGCUUUGCAGAACCUUCUUAAACCUCGAGUACCAUAACAGUGUUGGAUUCUUUGUUCUUUCAAAGUGAGAUAUAGCCCUGGGCAUUUGGGUAUCUGAUCGAGUUUAGGUUCGGAUGUUUGAGUUUUCGGAUUUUCGGAUGUAAAGAUAUAUAACCCGAUUGGGUAUUUUAUAAUAUCGGGUCGGAUUCGGAUCAUAUGUCUUUGGGUUUGGGUAAUUUCGGGUAUACCCGAAUUCAUAAAAAAAAAAAAAAUCUUCUGUCCUGG